GAUAACUCGCAGGCACCGUAUGUGUUGAAGCAUAGUAGUAGUCAGGUCAAAACAGUGGAUGAACCGGCUUACGCGACUCUUCCACGUGGACGAAAUCCCUUCAAGAACAUGGGAUCUAAGCUGGUUGAGAGAGUAAGGCGCAGCCUUUCGCGAUCAAGUAGGCAUGAAAACGAGAGCCACGAAGAGAAAGAAUCGAAGACAGAGGAACCUUCAACGAAACCGGAGCGGUGUUCUACAACUCUCAAGAAAACCAAAAAGAGAUCUGCCGAGGGGAAGGCUCGAAAAAUUUGA
This is a messenger RNA of Ostertagia ostertagi, 291 nucleotides long. NCBI's taxonomy places the organism in Eukaryota, Metazoa, Nematoda, Chromadorea, Rhabditida, Trichostrongylidae. The record is from the annotation of a GenBank genome assembly.